Messenger RNA from Adelges cooleyi (spruce gall adelgid), 1651 nucleotides. RefSeq names its product chromatin assembly factor 1 subunit B (gene Caf1-105). Gene Ontology annotation, biological process: DNA replication-dependent chromatin assembly; nucleosome assembly. Gene Ontology annotation, cellular component: CAF-1 complex; nucleus. The record is from RefSeq and is a predicted model, not a curated record. The transcript has 6 exons. Lineage: Eukaryota; Metazoa; Arthropoda; Insecta; Hemiptera; Adelgidae. Bases 199 to 1557 code for a protein of 452 amino acids. Gene Ontology annotation, molecular function: protein binding.
GUUUGCGGCAUACCCACCACCGUUUAUUUUCCCAUUUUCCUUAUGUUGUUGUUCUGUGUUCAUCGUUGUCAAAAUAAAAAUCGUGGUGUUAACAAACUCUGUUCUUCAACACCUUGAAUUAAUAAUUAUGUUUUAACCAUAAACUAUUUAAUAUUUUUUAAAUUAAAUUAUUUAGCAUAGUGGUUCCAGUAUUUAAUCAUGAAACUAGUAAUCCCAGAAAUAUCGUGGCACAAUCGUGACCCAGUGCUCAGUGUUCACUUCCAACCUAUUCGUCAAGACGAAUAUUAUCGACUGGCUACUGGUGGAUCAGAUUCCCAUGUUUUUAUAUGGCGAAUUAAAAUAGAAGGUUCAAAUGUAAAUGUUGAGUUUGCAGCAGACUUGACUAAACAUCAGAAAGCUGUGAAUGCCGUACGUUUUUCCCCAGAUGGGCAAUGGUUAGCGACAGGAGAUGAUGAAUCUGUUAUUGUUCUAUGGAAAUUCAAACCUGAAAAUUGUCCUGAUCAUAGACCAGAUUUGUUAGAGGAUAGUGAAUCAAAAGAUCUUGAAAAAUGGGUGUGCCAUAGUAUAUUAAGAGGCCAUUUAGAAGAUGUUUAUGAUUUAUCAUGGUCACCUGAUUCUAAACGACUUAUAUCUGGUGGUGUAGAUAAUAAAGCAAUUAUUUGGGAUGUCGAUUCUGGACGCUACAAAGCUAUGCUUGAUGAUCACAAAGGUUUUGUUCAGGGUGUUGCUUGGGAUCCAUUAAACGUGUAUGCAGCUACUUUGAGUAGUGACAGGACAUUAAGAAUAUUUAAUACAUCAAAUAACAAACUUUUAACAAGAUGUGACAAAGCAGUUCCUUUAGGUAAAAAGGUAGACGGCGAUGAAGUAAAAACUAGACUAUUCCACGAUGAUACUCUGAAAUCGUUUUUUCGACGUUUAUCAUUUUCACCCGAUGGCCAAAUUUUAGUGACUUCAUCUGGAAUUUUAGAAUCUAUUGAUGAGGAAAAUAAAUCAAAGCGUACUACAAAUGUCAGUUAUGUGUUUGCUAGAAAAUCGUUUUCUAAGCCCGUACUUUAUGUUCCUUCAUUAGACCAGUACUCUGUAGCUAUUCAGUUUUCACCAAUUUUGUACAAACUCAAAGAUGAUACUAAAUCAGUUUUUGAUUUACCUUAUCGGAUGAUUUAUGCUAUUGCUACUAAUUCUAGUAUUUUACUGAUGGACACACAACAUGCCGUACCAUUUGCUUACAUUGGAGAUAUCCACUACACUCGUUUGACGGAUCUUUCAUGGUCUCCAGAUGGUCAGCUACUUAUUGUAUCUUCGUCGGAUGGAUUUUGUUCAAUAAUAACUUUUAGUCAGGAAGAACUAGGUGUUCCAUUUAUAGACAAAUCAAUAAAAAUUAACGAGUCUGUUUGUCAAGAAGUAGAAGAUCUUAUUAAAGAAGAUGCAAAAUUAUUGCCAACAAAAGAAGAAGAAAAAAACAAUCCAUCUAUAGAUCUAGCAGAACCUCCGACUAAGAAAAGAGUUCAAUUAGUAACAAUUUCUAGUCCCAAAAACAAAAAACAUUUAAACAAGUAAUAAUGAGAUUUGUAAUCAUUUUUAUAUUUAUUUUGUAACAUUAACAUUUAUUGAUUUACACAAUAUUAAAAAUAAUUUAUAUUUUACUAAAAUA